Triticum aestivum (bread wheat) is the source of this 2427-nucleotide messenger RNA. Its product is annotated as transcription termination factor MTERF5, chloroplastic. The record is from RefSeq and is a predicted model, not a curated record. Lineage: Eukaryota; Viridiplantae; Streptophyta; Magnoliopsida; Poales; Poaceae. Bases 94 to 1248 code for a protein of 384 amino acids. The transcript has a single exon. Gene Ontology annotation, molecular function: double-stranded DNA binding. Gene Ontology annotation, biological process: regulation of DNA-templated transcription.
AAAAAAACAGACCAAAUCCUCGGCACUCUCUCUACCAGCCGGCUGUCGUUCCCCUUUCUCUCGCCGCCGGCGCCACCACGCCGCCGCGCCGCCAUGAUCCGCCUCCGCAGCUGCGUCCUCACCCACCUCCUCUCCUCUCCCUCCGCGCCGCCCACCCCAUUCCGUCUCCACCGCCUCCUCUCCGCGGUCCCGCUAGCCGUCCCCCCAAACCCUAGCUUCGCCGUCGAGGACUACCUCGUCGCCACCUGCGGCCUCACCCGACCACAGGCCGUCAAGGCCUCCGCCAAGCUCCCCCGCCUCAAGUCCCCCGCCAACCCCGACGCCGUGCUCGCCUUCCUCGCCGGCCUCGGCCUCUCCGCCGCCGAUGUCGCCGCGGUCAUCGCCAGGGACCCCAGGUCACUCUGCGCCAGCGUGGAGAGAACCCUGGCGCCCGUCGUCGUCGGGCUCUCUGACCUCGGGCUAUCGCGCUCCGACAUUGCGCGCCUUGCCUCGCUCGCCGUCCACAGAUUCCGCAAAGAAGACACAGUCUCCAAGCUGCAGUACUACCUGCACCUUUUCGGCUCCUCGGAAAACCUCCUACGGGCCAUGAAGUUCUGCGAUUUCCUCUCGCACAGCCUCGAGAAGGUGGUCAAGCCCAAUGUCGUCUUCCUGCGUGAGUGCGGGUUAGGUGCUUGCGAUAUUGCCAAGCUGUGCAUCCAAAGACCGAGGAUGAUCACCGCCAACCUGCAGCAUCUCCAGGCGAUGGUGGCAUGCGCCGAAAACAUAGGUGUGCCCCGUGGUUCUGGGAUGUUCAGGCACGCGCUGCAUGCCGUUGCGUUCAUGAGCGAGGCGGAGAUUACAGCCAGAGUGGAGUACCUGAAGAGCACCUUCACGUGGACCGAUGCUGAGGUGGGCAUUGCUGUUUCUAGGGCUCCAUUGAUGCUGACAAGGUCCAAGGAAUCGCUGCAGCGUAGGUCUGAGUUCUUUAUCUCCGAGGUGGGCUUGGAACCGUCCUACAUUGCUCAGCAGUCGGUAUUACUCGGUUACAGCCUAGAGGCCCGGCUCAGGCCCCGGUACUACGCUGUAAAGUUUCUCAAGGAAAAUGGAUUGCUCAAGCGCGACCCGAGCUACUGUACUGUUUUCAAGGAGACUGAGAAGGUAUUCAGGGAGAAUUUUAUAUGCCCUCACAAGGAAGCUGCACCACACCUCGAAGAGGACUAUGAUGCCGCCUGUAAAGGAGAAGUGCCGACUAAUUUCAGAUUCACAUGAGCCAAUAACAGGCUAUAACUAUGAGCUGCUUGUCUGCUGCUGUAUGUCUCCUAGAUGCUGGGUUGUUGCUAAUGUGUGAUUAAACUGAUAAUUUGGUUCCUGAAUAUUGUUAUAUAAUGCCAUCAUUCAGCAGAGAAGAAACCAUGGAUUGAUUAUGAACUUUUUUUGUCCCCCUUCAUGUUUUUAAACACUAGUAUUGGAACUAAGUAAGUGUGAGAUCAGGCCAUUCUGCAACGCAUUAGGAUUUCAAUUUUCAAGUUAGUUGCUGGUGCAUUGAGACAAUGAGCCAAGGUAAGUCUCCUUCAUGUGGUUAAUGCACUCCUGAUGUUUUUGUAAUUCAUAGUGGAUAAUUGGAGGAGCAAUCUGUUGCAUGUCCAAAAUUUAGGUAAUAGUCUUUUGGGAAGCAGCUGGAGGGGGUGUUGCCUUGUGGUGUUAGCAUUUCCUAUUUAGGGCCCAAGGUUAAUUCACCUGGCUUUAGUUUAAUCUUUUUUUCAAUUAUGAUUUGAUAUACAAAUAUCAUUUUGGUUUGUUCAUACACAGAUUCAUAGCGACCCUUUUUUUUUGCUUCAACUAACUAUUCAUUCAACUAAAGGAAGUGUCUGGAAGUGAGUUCUUCUUUAAUUGUAUCGAUUUGGAGCCAUUGUAUCAACUUGCUGCUAGUGAUGUUAUCCAGACAAAGAAGAACUAAUUUGUACUGUGUUUACUGUGGAUUUUCAUGCUCUGCGCCAUGGCCAUAAAAUAUGUGUAUAGUGUGCAUGUCAGCUUAAGAUUUUUAGUUCAUUAUUCUGUUUUGGUCCUAUGGAUAAUUCUGUGUGCCAAGCACCACCAGGAGUUUCACUAGCAGCUACUUCCUCCAUUUCUAAAUAUAAGCCUUCAUAGAAAUUUCAGUACGGACUACAUACGGAUGUAUAUAGACAUAUUUUAGAGUGUAGAUUUACUCAUUUUGCUCCGUAUGUAGUCUAUAUUGGAAUUUCCAAAAGGGCUUAUAUUUGGAGUGGUCGUUAUUUCUUGCUUCUAUGUUUGAGCUAGCUCUUCUUUAGUUUGGCUAAAACUGAGUGCUUGUGAAUAUAGUCACCAAAUAGUUGGUGUCAUAUACAUCCAUACUCUGAAUACAUGGUCUGAAUAUCGGCAGAGACUGCAGGUUCUUAAUUACUCCCCGUAGUAUAUUUGUUUGCUCGA